AGACAUCGAACCGAUAGAACAUCUCGGCGUUCUAUUGAACGUUUUCUGUUCGAAAACAACAACACCUUCAGUUUGCUGUUCAACAACAACAAACAUGACAGAUUUUUGAGACCUGAGACUGAAAGAUCGACUGGAAAAUGCCUGGGUGCUUUUCAAAAUUGGCGGAGAGAGUGCGUGGACGUCGGCGGUCUACUGCGUCGACAGGUUGUUCAAAUUCAUUUGUGGGUUGUUUUUGUUGUCUUUUUCCGUUUUGCAGGGUUCGCAAUCGUCGGGAGGUGGACAGAGACAUCGAGGAAUCAACUGUCCUGGAUGAGGUCCAGUUGGUUGUGCCAUUGGAUGAUGUGCUGGAUGUACCACUGCUGCCAGCCAUCCUUGAGGAGGUGCCAGAUGUGCCGACUAUCCUUGAGGAGGCCACUGGUAAUUGGCAGUUGAUACCGAUUAGGUUUAGCUCCCUGUACUGUGGGCCUGUUGUGAUCAGGAACAAUGCAGGUCCGGUGGUUAAAGCUUGGAGAACUUUCCAGUUCAUCAGCCCCAUUAUCACCUACAUGCGUGGGGGAUCCCAGCAGGUGGUGGUGAGGAUGCACCAUGCGAGUAGGGUUCGAGGCCUGGAGACUCAACUGGUGUGGGCCAUCUCCAAGGAGACACACAGACUUAGUCCAGAGGGCAUCCCCUACUGUGCCACCAAGGUGCAGUCCAUCUCUUGGAUCCAGUAUGUGGCUGGCAGGGUGACCCAGUAUGCGUCUCACCUCCGCCACGAGACGUCUGUGGCCGUGACGCAUGGCUGCUACCAGCAAACUGAUGUCUCGGUGGUGUACGCCACUCUCCACAUGGGGCUGGAUGGGCUGCUCUCCUCCUCGGCGUGGUCGGAGGCUGCCUCCGUCUCUACGCCCACCACUCAGCAGUUCACUGAGCCAGAGCCUGAGGGCCACAACUGCUAUGAGGGCUGGGAGGAGGACCUGCUGCCUGAGGAGAGGGAGGUUCCUCUGCUAAACCUCUACCUUACCACCAAGAGAGUGGAGGACAUCGGCCUGAGGCUCGUCUCCCUGCGCCAGGCCUUUACUACCCUGCUCGGUUCCACCCUGAGUAGGAACCAUCUGUUUGUGGCGGGAAAGGUCCUACUGGGCGCACUGGUUCAGGUCCACCAGAUGGACGAGGCCGAAUUCAUCCGUGCCUAUAACGACUUUGUGGACUACCUGAGUGACCCCUCCAAGCAGAUUGACAUUGAGAGGGGAGCUGGCUGA
Molecule: messenger RNA, 1241 nt
Organism: Coregonus clupeaformis (lake whitefish)
Lineage: Eukaryota; Metazoa; Chordata; Actinopteri; Salmoniformes; Salmonidae
Exons: 11
Coding region: 138-1241 (367 amino acids)
Source: RefSeq, a predicted model, not a curated record